Molecule: messenger RNA, 1263 nt
Organism: Lactuca virosa
Lineage: Eukaryota; Viridiplantae; Streptophyta; Magnoliopsida; Asterales; Asteraceae
Source: the annotation of a GenBank genome assembly
AUGGCGAUCGAUUCAUCAUCGAAAACAUUAGCCGAUGAGACUAAAGUAUUCAUCCCGAAAGAGUGGGAGGAAGCAGAAGACAUCAUUGCUUAUGAUUCAAUCACUUAUCCCCCUCCACAACACCUCGUCCAUCUACACCCUGCAAGUCCACCACUACUGUCGUCGGUGUCUACCGCCUUUGCCUCCUCUAUGUCUAACCUCACUUUAGAAGAAGAAAUUCAGAUGGUCAACGAUUCUUCCAUAGAUGAUCUAAUCCGGUGGGGAAACUCCAACAACAGCUUCAUCGUCGUUGACUCUUUAGCUUUCUCACAACGCCUCUUACCUGCUUACUUUAAGCACAAUAAUUUCUCCAGUUUCAUUCGCCAACUCAAUACUUACGGAUUCAGAAAAGUGGAUCCGGAUCGAUGGGAGUUUGCGAACGAGUGGUUUUUGAGAGGGCAGGUGCAUUUAUUGAAGAACAUUGGGAGGAAGAGGCAAGUGAACAGUAGUAGGGGGAAAUAUUCGGGGAAUAUGCGAGGAGAUGAUGAGGAAGAGGAAGAUAUGGUUAUGGAGAUUGCGAGGUUAAAACAGGAGCAGAAGGCACUAGAAGAGGAGCUCGUUGGGAUGAACAAGAGACUUGAGGCGACGGAGCGGCGGCCGGAGCAAAUGAUGGCGUUGCUUUGUAAAGUCGCUGAAGAUCCAGAGAUUUUAUCACGUAUGAUGCUUGAGAAGGUUCAGCGAUCUAAACGACUGAUGGAUAAAAAGAGGCAACGACGAUUACUCACUCCUCCGACGUCGCGGCCGUCAUCGUCGAGUUUCCAGAUAUCAAAUUCGAUUAAACGCGAGGAGGAUUACGGCUGCCAGAGAGUUGGCGGAGACGUAGUUUCAUCAUCGGAUGGAUAUUACGGUAACGAGCAGUUAUGGAGAUCCCCGCCGUCUCCUGUUUCUCCGUCGACUGUUUGGCUGUGGAAUAAGGACACCCGUAGCGGCGGCGAUGACGGUGUUUGUUUUCCCGUCGUAUCAGAGCCGAUGAACGGAAGUAACAGGUACUCAAACCAUACGGGUGGUGGUGGUGGUGGUAAUAACGUUUACUUUGGCGACGGAUCAACGGAUCCCGACGUUCGACCUCCACCGCCGCCGUAUCCAUUUUCCCUCCUCGGCGGCGGUUUUUAAAUUUAGUGUAAUUUGUUAUUUGUCAGCAAUUAGUAAAUCUGAAAUUCUGAAUUAUAUCGUAUUUGGUAUUUUGUAUAGUUAUAGAAAAUCCUUAAAAAGUUUUCAUCAUCG